AUGUCCUGCGGAACGAGAACUGAAUCGUUCAAGCUGUGCCGAUGCGCGUGUCGCUGGCGAUGUCAGUGCUUGAUUCCUCGCGAGAAAAAGCCUCACCCACCGUUCAACGUCGGCUCGAAACGCGAUGUGGUCAUCGGGUUACACCCGAAGUUAUACAAAACCAGCACAGACACUCCAAACGUGGGAACGUACGACCCACAGCCCAUAAAAACCAAAUGCACGGCUAGCAACUGGGACAAUGAAUUAAAGGCCGAGGAGUUCGCAGCUACUAUGGGAGGGAAAAUACCGGAGAAGUAUUUAAUCGAAAAGGACGUGCUGAGAAGAGGACGUGGCCCCGGAACACACGAGAUUGUUCAGUGGCCAGAUACCGUUUUGUACAGACCCUGCAAGACAAUUAAAAGGGACGUCGGGUUUGGCGGGACCGUGCCCCUUUUCCAACCCUCUUGGCCGUCCACCACUCCCGGACCAGGAUACACGAGGAAUCCGUAUCGGUACAUCGACCGGAGAAGGCGGCGAGGCUCCUCCUGCGUUCCCACCUUCGAGUACGACGGCUUGCGACCCAGAUUCCCACCAGUAACGACGAAAAGUUGGAUUCUACCAUGCAAUUUAUACGACGUGAGAGAUACGAGGACUCUGGACGCUGUGCUGAAUAAAGUAACCGGUAAACGGGGACCGUACGAUCUGUUUACAGGACCGAGAGACGACAGCACGCUCAGAAGCUACCAAGCCACCGUGAAAUUAGAAGAUCGCGGGGACUGGCCUAAAUCGUUGCCAAGCGAGCUCGACAAGCUAUUGCACAAGUCGAACUAUUUUAAAGGACGUUUUACCACCUGUCCGAGAUUCCCGAAGAUAUCGGGGUUGAGGAGCAUGCUAAAAGAUCUCGCGCUGGCAUACAAAGAUCCGAAGCAACCUGGGCCUGGCCACUACGAUCCGAAAUCGCCAAGGAAGCCAACGAGCACAAAGAAUUAUCCCUUCGACAUAAACGUCGAGUUCGUGCGACCCGAACCGUUAACCGUACUUCAACCCGGGCCAGGGAGAUACAAAAUAAGGGAUGUACGAACUGUUGAAGGGAACGGUUGGACCUUUGUGUUUAAGAGCAAGGCACCGCGUACGAAAUUUAUCGUCAUUCCGACGUACAACGCUUUUUAAGGCUUGUGCAAUGUCUGAUUAAAGUCGGAACUUACGUUUUCUUCGUGUUCUUCGAUUGGCCGAUAUGUAAUUGGAAGUUUCAAAAUUGAACCAGUUUCGAUCGUCUUCCCGGGAGGGACGAAGAAAGGCCCGAGGGGAUCUAGCAGGCUCACGUUUACCUGCACACUUCUAAUUGGAGAAAGUAAUUUUAUUUUUAAUUAUUCACAUUUU
Messenger RNA from Ceratina calcarata, 1359 nucleotides. RefSeq names its product lymphocyte expansion molecule. The record is from RefSeq and is a predicted model, not a curated record. The transcript has 6 exons. NCBI's taxonomy places the organism in Eukaryota, Metazoa, Arthropoda, Insecta, Hymenoptera, Apidae. The coding region runs from base 1 to 1149 and encodes 382 amino acids.